GCGGGACUUAGCACUUUUUGAAGCACAUGAUGAAGAAGCAUUGAAAAGCGUGGAUAUUGAAGAUUUGAGUUUGUCCAUGGUACGGCUGUUUCAGCGGUAGCCCUGUUAAUCAACCUGUUCCUACUACAACCUUACACUGUUACUGUGAACAUGUCAUCCUCCUCCGAAAUGGCACUCCUGAGUGUAUCAGAUAAAAGUGGGCUCCUGGAGUUUGCCAAAAGGCUGGUGGACGUGGGCUUGUGUCUGGUAGCCUCAGGUGGGACUGCCAAAGCUCUGCGUGAUGCUGGCCUGGCUGUCAGGGACGUGUCUGAGCUGACUGGACAUCCAGAAAUGCUGGGAGGCCGUGUGAAGACGCUCCAUCCCGCAGUCCAUGGAGGCAUCCUUGCCAGGAGGACCUCCAGUGACACUGCAGACAUGGACAAGCUGGGCUACAGUCUGGUCAGGGUGGUUGUGUGCAACCUCUACCCGUUUGUCAAGACAGUAUCCAACCCGGAUGUUAAAGUGGAAGACGCAGUGGAGCAGAUCGAUAUUGGUGGUGUAACUUUGCUGAGAGCCGCAGCUAAGAAUCAUGCACGGGUCACAAUUGUAUGUGACCCUGCUGAUUAUUCACUGGUUGCUACGGAGAUGGAGAACUCAGGAGACAAAGAUACAACACUGGAAACACGCAGGACUCUAGCUCUCAAAGCUUUCACACACACAGCCCAGUAUGAUGAAGCCAUAUCGGAUUACUUCCGUGGACAGUACAGCCGCGGCGUUUCCCAGCUGCCCCUCCGUUAUGGCAUGAACCCCCACCAAGCACCCGCCCAGCUCUACACGUUACACCCAAGCCUCCCUCUAAAAGUGGUCAACGGUUCCCCUGGCUUCAUCAACUUAUGUGACGCCCUGAAUGCGUGGCAGUUGGUCCGGGAGCUGAAGAGCGCUCUCGGCAUGGCCGCCGCCACGUCCUUUAAGCACGUCAGCCCUGCUGGAGCUGCUGUAGGAGUUCCCCUGACUGAGGAGGAGGCCAGGGUGUGCAUGGUGCAUGACAUGCUGAAAGACCUCACCCCGUUGGCCACCGCUUAUGCCAGGGCGAGAGGUUCUGACAGGAUGUCAUCUUUUGGCGACUUCAUUGCUGUAUCAGACGUGUGCGAUGUCCCCACGGCCAAGAUUAUAUCAAGAGAGGUCUCUGAUGGGAUCAUUGCACCUGGUUAUGAUGAGGAGGCCCUCAGAAUCCUGUCCAAAAAGAAAAAUGGAAACUACUGCGUGCUUCAGAUGGACCCCGACUAUGAGCCUGACGACACUGAAGUGCGAGUGUUGUUUGGACUCUAUCUCAAACAAAAGAGGAACAGCGGGCUUAUCAACAAGGACUUCUUCAGCAAUGUUGUCUCCAAGGGUUCGCUGGCUGAAGCAGCCGUGCGUGACCUUACUGUGGCCACCAUUGCUGUCAAAUACACUCAGUCCAACUCGGUCUGCUACGCCAAAGACGGACAGGUGAUCGGGAUCGGUGCGGGCCAGCAGUCUCGCAUACACUGCACCCGACUGGCAGGCGACAAAGCCGAUAACUGGUGGCUCAGACACCAUCCUCGUGUGCUGAGCAUGAAGUUCCGUAGCGGUGUGAAGCGAGCCGAGAUAGCAAACGCCAUCGAUCAGUAUGUCAGUGAUACUAUUGGAGAGGGCCCAGAUUUUGCCGUGUGGAAAUCCAUGUUCGAGGAGGUUCCUGCGAUGCUGUCAGAGACUGAAAAGAAGAACUGGAUCAGCUCCCUGCAGGCGGUGGCGGUCAGCUCUGAUGCCUUUUUCCCCUUCAGAGAUAACAUUGAUCGUGCCAAACGGAGUGGCGUCGAGUACAUUGCAGCUCCGUCAGGUUCAGCCGCAGACCAGGUUGUCAUCGACGCUUGCAACGAGCACGGCAUCACUCUUGCGCACACCAACACGCGACUCUUUCAUCACUGAGCACAUGUAAUGGCAGCUAAUGCUUCAUAACUCACAAUGCCACGCUUGUACGCCUUUUUGUCUAUCAUCCACCUUUAACUGGCUUAUGAAACUAACAGGUCAAAGUUACUAUCAUUUUGGUAGUGAUGAUUCUGUGUGAAAUAAAGUAACAUUCAAGUAUGAAAUAUGGCAUUCACUCCACCUUUAAACACAAUAAAAAAAAAAGAUUACAGCUGUGAAUUUGGAUCAUUUCAACUUUAUUACA
This is a messenger RNA of Doryrhamphus excisus (bluestripe pipefish), 2173 nucleotides long. RefSeq names its product 5-aminoimidazole-4-carboxamide ribonucleotide formyltransferase/IMP cyclohydrolase (gene atic). Gene Ontology annotation, cellular component: cytosol. Lineage: Eukaryota; Metazoa; Chordata; Actinopteri; Syngnathiformes; Syngnathidae. The record is from RefSeq and is a predicted model, not a curated record. Gene Ontology annotation, biological process: 'de novo' IMP biosynthetic process. Gene Ontology annotation, molecular function: phosphoribosylaminoimidazolecarboxamide formyltransferase activity; IMP cyclohydrolase activity.